Monoraphidium neglectum is the source of this 1092-nucleotide messenger RNA. RefSeq lists its product as hypothetical. The coding region runs from base 1 to 1092 and encodes 363 amino acids. The transcript has 5 exons. NCBI's taxonomy places the organism in Eukaryota, Viridiplantae, Chlorophyta, Chlorophyceae, Sphaeropleales, Selenastraceae. The record is from RefSeq and is a predicted model, not a curated record.
AUGCAGGCUGCACCCACCUCAGGCGCGCGUCAGAGCUGCGAUGAGGGGCGCGUGCAGCGUUUUCUGGCGAAGCUUGAGGCCGUCCUGGAGUCUGAGGAGCUCUCGCCUGGGCUUCUCAACACCAUCAAGCGCGCUGCUGGCUCCGCCCUCCAGGACCUCCCCCCGCCGGACGACACUACCAGCGACAGCGGUGGCGGCAGCGGCACGAACAGCGGUGCCGCUGGCGGCGGCUCGCAGACAGUGGCCGGGCAGACGGCGGCAGGCACGGAAGCCUUUGAGGCGCUCGACCUGCAGCUUCGUUUUGCGCACGACUGCCAGGCUCAGGGCUGUGCCGACGCCGCCUGCCCGCUCUGCGAGCGCAGCCCCGAUCGCCCGUGCAGCCGGCAGCUGGGCCGCAGCUACUUGGUCGGCGACCGCCUGGCCGCGCGCUGCGGUGGCUCGCUGCGGUUGGAGCUGGUGCGCCGCCGCACUGGCGAGCUUUACACUGGGGUGUUGCCCAAUAAGCUGUACCUCGAGCUCCGCGUGGUGGAGGGAGCACUGUACGAGGCGCGCUUUGCUGACCAGACCGCCGGGCUCGCGCGCGCCAGCGAGGCGGACAUAGAAGCCAUCAGCCUCCCCCCCGCAGCAGCCAACGGAGGUGCCCUGCUCGCCCUUAUGGGCGGCCAGCAGCCGGCCGACUUGAGCUGCGGCGGUCGCAGCGGCUGGGGCGGCGUGUCGACGCUGGACAUGCAGAUCCUGGACGGCUGCGCAACGCUGCCAGAUCUCCGGAUCAACGCCAGCGGCGAGCAGCUUCUGAAGGGAAAGGGCAAGAAGCCUCAGUUCAGGAUCCUCGUCCGCGCCCGCCUCCGCGGAUCCACCGAUGCCUCAGGCACCGCCGCCGAUGUAUCAGCUGACGCCAGUGCAUCUCUGAUCAACAUGCGGCCGGCGAUCAGCGAGGGGUUUGCUGUGGCCACGGCGCGCAUGAAGGGCGAUGUGAAGGUGGAGCUGCCGCUGACGACCGACGAGGCCAGGGGGAUCGUCAACCUCGGCAAGGCAGCAUGCGCCAAGCUCAAGGACCUCCGGGCAGCAGCAGCAGAGGUGCAGGACCAAUGA